AUGGACGAUGGAGGAUUCCGCCCGCGAAUGGAAUGGACGAGAAGAUUGAGGACGAACUGGACAACAGCUGGACGCCGUUAUGGGAACGCGCCAUCCCAUCUUCCAUGCGUGCGUAACGGACCUAAGUCUACCACGCUCAGCACAAUAAGAAGAUCGAACAAUAAGGACACCAGAAGACACUCGGACGAACAGUGGCAGAAUGCAGGAAUGGUAGCCAUGAGUGUCAUCCCCGGCGGGCUCGACCACGGGAACCCUAGUGGUUACGCGCGCGCAACUGUCGAGUCGUGGCCCGAAGCUGGACGAGCUGUAUCGGAGCCGUAUGGGGACGCAACAGCUUCGGUAAUGUCGCUUCUCGGAAGCUAUAAAGCCCGAAUCACCAAAGCCGCCAAAGCACUUCGUGAGAAGAUCUCGGAAGUCGAUGAGGCCACCCUUCAACCGCUGGAUCCUACUAUGGAGGCAAGUAAGGAUCCAAACUUUAUUUUGAGUCAUAAAAGUUCACUUUUUUUGAGAUUUACUCUCAUUGAACGUGCUAUUGCGCAUCUACGCACACACAGAGAGAAAGCCGAAGAGUUUGCUCGUCAAAAUCCUGACGAGCAGGGCGAGUUUCCCUUCCUUCAGCAGAUUCAGGAUCAUUGGGACGCUGGUGAACUGGAUCAACUCCUGGAGGAAGCUGACACUCUCCAUGCACGUCUUGAUAUUGCGAUCACGCUCUUGCCGAGCUCGGAAGUUUUGUAUUCUAUGCGUGUUCCGGUUGUUCCUCCUUCUACUUCAUCUGUUAACCUUUCUCCUCAUCCUACCCAAGACCCCAUCCCGACCGAUCAGCCCGCGCAGGACGUGAGAGAGGAAAUCGCGAGCCACUCUUCGUCUAAGAAUCAGGAUCGCCCAUCAGAACCUGAUAUCGCGCCAGCUGAUACCCUACCACCGCGCGCGUCGAGCGCCACCCAAGGAUUCGGUGUCUCCCCCCACAACCCCCCCAACUUUUGGCAAUCCCUUUGUGACUCCUUCUUGCCCCCAGCCGAAUCCGUUCGCAGCAUCGUCUGCUCUCCCGAACCCUACUUCUACCCAAUCGUCCGUGGAGCAAUCGUUGAAACUGCCGAGCUUCGAGAUUCCUACGUUUCACGGUGA
Messenger RNA from Cylicocyclus nassatus, 1125 nucleotides. The record is from the annotation of a GenBank genome assembly. Lineage: Eukaryota; Metazoa; Nematoda; Chromadorea; Rhabditida; Strongylidae.